AUGGAGAAACCCAACAGUGAUGAUUCAGCCAAAUCUGCUGACUUGAAUGUAUCUAAUAUCUCUGUCCAAAUGGUAACCCGACCAGAGAAGCUACCAGUCAGGAAACCACCCAGAAAGCCACACAGAAAACCUAUUGGAAAAGUCAAAUCCAAGAAGAAAGCCAAGAAAACCCCCUUUUGGAACAUCCAGAAUAAAAUCAUUCUUUUCACAGCAUUUUUAGUCAUCCUAGCAGUAAUCACCUGGACGUUCCUAUGGCUCCAUAUCAGCCAGGCUGAAAGCAAGGAUGCUUUUUACUUUGUUGGGCUGUUCCGUAUCGCCAACAUCGAAUUUCUCCCAGAAUAUAGGCAGAAGGAAUCAAGGGAAUUCCUUUCAGUAGCACAAAAUGUGCAGCAAGUGAUGAACCUAGUAUACACAACAUCUGCUUUCUCAAAAUUUUAUAAGAAGUCUGUGGUUGCAGAUGUCAGCAACAAUAAUGAGGGCGGUCUCCUUGUCCACUUUUGGCUUGUUUUUGUGGUGCCACACGCCAAGGUUUUCUGUGAAGAAUGUGUAGCAGCCGUCUUGAAGGACUCUAUUCAAACAAGCAUUGUGAACCGGACCUCUGUGGGGAGCCUGCAGGGCUUGGCUAUCGAUAUGGAUUCUGUGGUACUAAAUGCUGGGCUCAGGUCUGACUACUCUUCAGCUAUUGGAAUAGAUAAAGGCUGUGCUCAGGACUUAUAUGCAGAUCAUCCCUUUCAGCAUUUUCCCCUGGAGAUUUCUGCUACCUCGGGACACCUGAAGUGCCACUUCAAACUGAUUGCCUCGGUCGGCUAUCUCAUCCGCCUCUCUGUUGUGUCUUUACAAAUCGAAGCUGACAACUGCAUCACGGACUCCCUGACCAUCUAUGACUCCCUAAUGCCUAUCAAGAGCACAAUCUUAUACCGAAUUUGUGAACCUACCAGAUCCUUAAUGUCAUUUGUUUCAACAAACAAUCUCAUGUUGGUGACUUUUAAAUCACCACGAGUGCGGAGGUUGUCAGGAAUUCGGGGAUAUUUUGAGGUCAUUCCAGAAGAAAAGUGUGGGAGCACAAUAUUAGCCAAGGAGAACAUUGGGUUUGAAGGGAAAUUUUCAAGUCCAUAUUACCCAAGCUACUAUCCUCCAAAAUGCAAGUGCACAUGGAAAUUUCAGACUCCCCUGCCAACUCUAGGGAUAGCACUAAAAUUUCAUAACUACACAAUAACCAAGAAGAAUGUAAAAGGCUGCGAUCAUGGAUGGUGGGAAAUCAAUGAGCACAUGUACUGUGGUUCUUACAUCGAUCACCAGACAAUUUUCCGAAUAGCCAGCUCUGUAGUUCACAUUCAACUUCAGUGCAGCUCAAGACUUUCAGACAAGCCGCUUUUGGUGGAAUAUGGUAGUUACAACAUCAGCCGACCUUGUCCAACAAAUCACUUCAGAUGUUCCACUGGCUUAUGUGUUCCCCAGGCUCAGCGCUGUGAUGGUAGCAAUGACUGCUUUGAUGAAAGUGAUGAACUUUACUGUGGCAUGCUCAAGCCUGCUUGUAACAUCAGUGCCUCCAAAUCACAGGCCCCCCUGGUCUGUGAUGGCUUUAGGGACUGCGAAGAUGGCCGGGAUGAACAGAACUGUAUUCAGAGAAUUCCAUGCAACAACCAAACUUUUAAGUGUGGCAAUGAUGUUUGCUUUAGAAAACAAAAUGCCAAGUGUGAUGGAACAGUAGACUGCCCAGAUGGGAGUGAUGAGAAAGGCUGUAGUUGCAGCAGGACUUCCUCCUCUGUUGUCCACCGCAUCAUCGGUGGUUCUGAUACCCUGGAGGGUGGCUGGCCAUGGCAAGUCAGCCUCCAUUUUGUUGGGUCUGCUUACUGCGGCGCCUCAGUCAUCUCCAGGGAGUGGCUCCUCUCUGCAGCCCACUGUUUCCAAGGAAGCAGGUUAUCUGACCCCAGGCCAUGGACUGCUCACUUAGGGAUGUAUAUACAAGGUAAUGCCAAGUUUGUCUCUCCAGUGAGAAGAAUUGUGGUUCAUGAGUACUAUAAUAGCCAAACCUUUGACUAUGAUAUUGCCCUGCUGCAGCUGAGCACUGCUUGGCCUGAAACCAUGAAGCAGUUAAUUCAGCCAAUAUGUAUUCCUCCCGUUGGACAGAAAGUGCACAGUGGGGAGAAGUGUUGGAUAACAGGCUGGGGACGAAGGAAUGAAGCAGAUAGCAAAGGCUCCACGACUCUGCAGCAAGCUGAAGUUGAGCUUAUAGACCAAACUGUAUGUGUUUCUACGUAUGGAAUUGUGACUGCCCGGAUGCUUUGUGCAGGUGUAAUGUCUGGGAAGAGAGAUGCUUGCAAAGGGGAUUCGGGUGGACCCUUAUCAUGUCAAAGAAAAAGUGAUGGAAAAUGGAUUUUGACUGGCAUUGUUAGUUGGGGACGUGGAUGUGGAAGAGCCAACUUUCCUGGUGUUUACACGAGGGUGUCAAAUUUUGUUCCCUGGAUUCACAGAUACGUACCUUCUCUUUUAUGAGUCUGGGUAUGAUUGCCCUGGAAUUUUGA
Molecule: messenger RNA, 2525 nt
Organism: Vombatus ursinus (common wombat)
Lineage: Eukaryota; Metazoa; Chordata; Mammalia; Diprotodontia; Vombatidae
Gene: TMPRSS7
Product: transmembrane serine protease 7
Exons: 18
Coding region: 1-2496 (831 amino acids)
Biological process (GO): proteolysis
Cellular component (GO): plasma membrane
Molecular function (GO): serine-type endopeptidase activity; protein binding
Source: RefSeq, a predicted model, not a curated record